UAAGCUGAGCAAAAUCGGUGUAGUGCAGUAGUUUCGUGGUUUGUGGUAAACCAACUGAGUGAUAACCGGUGCUUAAUUAGAGUAAUGCCUUCGUUGGACUGUGAUUGUGAAAUCAGCUGAGAGUGAGCACAACAGGCAGCGGAAGCGGAAUAAGUAUUUUGGAGAACAGUUAUAGGAAAAGAUCGGUGACAUCCCCAAUGAUGAUUCGUUCAGUUCAUACUAGAGACAUCAGAUUUCCAACAUCCCUAGAGGCACAUGGCUCUGACGCUAUGCAUAAGGAUCCAGAUUAUUCCUGCGCAUAUGUUGUAAUAUAUACUGACAAGGAUACAGAAGGUCAUGGACUGGCCUUCACAUUAGGAAGGGGUACUGAGAUAGUGGUGGCAGCAGUUAAAGCUCUCAGUCCGCUGCUGGUGGGACAAUUCGUCACCAAUAUUUUCUCAGACUUUGGUGGAUUUUGGCGAAAACUCACCAGUGAGUCACAAUUGCGAUGGAUAGGGCCAGAGAAAGGUGUGAUACACCUGGCAACAGCAGCCAUAAUCAACGCUCUGUGGGACCUGUGGGCUCGUAUGGAGAAUAAACCUCUCUGGAAGUUACUAGUGGACCUGGAUCCUGAGGAUCUCGUCUCUGUUAUUGACUUCAGAUACAUAUCAGAUGUGCUGACUAAACAAGAGGCUAUUGACAUCUUGUACAAGGCACAGGAAGGCAAGGGUCAUAGAGAAGAACAAGUCAAGCUGGAAGGCUACCCAGCAUAUACGACUCAGGCAGGGUGGUUAGGCUACUCAUCAGACAGGGUCAGAUCACUAGUGGGGCAGUACAUCGCUUUAGGGUUCACCGCCUUCAAGAUCAAGGUGGGCGAGAAUGUGCAGGAUGAUAUUAAGCGUUGCAAGCUGGUGCGGGAAAUCAUCGGCUGGGAUCGGAAACUGAUGGUUGAUGCCAAUCAGCGCUGGGAUGUGGAUCAGGCUAUUGACUGGAUGAAGCAGCUUGCAGAGUUCAAGCCAUUGUGGAUAGAAGAGCCAACUUCUCCUGAUGACAUUUUGGGUCAUGCGCAAAUAUCUAAGGCUCUUGCUCCAUUGGGUAUUGGUGUGGCGACGGGUGAGAUGAUCUGUAACAGAGUUAUGUUCAAACAGUUCCUACAGGCUGGAGCCAUGCAAUACUGCCAGAUAGAUGCCUGCAGGGUGGGUGGGGUCAAUGAGCUGCUGGCGAUUUACCUCAUGGCUCACAAGUUUAAAGUGCCAGUAUGUCCACAUGCGGGAGGAGUAGGACUGUGCGAGAUGGUACAACAUCUCCAGAUAUUUGACUUCAUCUCCCUGUCGGGUACAAUGGAACAUCGAAUGAUUGAGUAUGUCGAUCAACAACAUGACCAGUUUGAGGACCCUGUCAAGGUGAAGCAAGCUCGCUAUCUACUACCCAAGACUAUCGGGUUCAGCACGCACCUGAAGUACUCGGCCACCGAAGAGUUCGAGUACCCGUACGGAGCCAGGUGGCAGGAGCUAUUCAAGGAGGGCAUCUACAAGAAACCCUGAAAUACAUUGAAACUAAAAUUAUAAAAUAAAUCUUAUUUUUAUGUUAA
Homalodisca vitripennis (glassy-winged sharpshooter) is the source of this 1570-nucleotide messenger RNA. Its product is annotated as mitochondrial enolase superfamily member 1-like. Gene Ontology annotation, molecular function: L-fuconate dehydratase activity; magnesium ion binding. Gene Ontology annotation, biological process: carbohydrate catabolic process; amino acid catabolic process. The record is from RefSeq and is a predicted model, not a curated record. Bases 198 to 1523 code for a protein of 441 amino acids. The transcript is spliced from 11 exons. NCBI's taxonomy places the organism in Eukaryota, Metazoa, Arthropoda, Insecta, Hemiptera, Cicadellidae.